Molecule: messenger RNA, 1477 nt
Organism: Phlebotomus papatasi
Lineage: Eukaryota; Metazoa; Arthropoda; Insecta; Diptera; Psychodidae
Exons: 3
Coding region: 172-1272 (366 amino acids)
Source: RefSeq, a predicted model, not a curated record
AAAACGACCGCAGCGCCAUAGUGACAUCUGCGACUGGUCGAAAGGUCGAAAGUGUGUUUUCUUUUCUGUGGUGCCUCUCUUUGGUUUUUGUUUAUAAUUUGCAAUUUUUCAUUAAUUUUCUUUGGUUUCUGUGUCCAACUGGGGCGCUCCGGAGUGCCCUCAGACAGUGCAAUGGAUAAUCCACUGCUGGAUGUGUGUGAAUUCGAUGAAAGGGAGCUGUCCUACUUUGUCUUCUGCGAGUUUACAAGUCACAUUGAAUUUAAACUGUGGAGGGACUACAUGAAGCGUCAGCUGCUGGAUGAUAACCUAGAAUUGGUGGAGGAUAUGCUGGCUGAUAUCUGCAGGACAAAGAGUCGCCUCUGUCGGAUCUGCUUCAAUCCACUGGCGUGGUUGCGUCGGGAAACGGAUGAGCAUGAGAUUGAGUGGCGCUGUGGUUCCUGCACACUCUCUCAGCCCAUCCUUCAGUGCAAUUCAGCUGAGGCAUGCAAUGUCCUCAUAGACCUCAUUGUCAGCAACAAAAUCCAUCCCCAAAUCCUUGCCUCAGCGCUCAAUUUCAUCUUUGCAGCUGCAUACAAUUUUAUCGGUAUCUCGUCCCCCGUGGACGCCGAUGAUCCCAUCCAGACCCUCCUUUCCAUGUACGAAAAAUCACCAAGUGCCUUGGGUCUUGGCGGCAAGAAUACCGUUGUCUUUGCAGACAUCUACCAUGACACAAGCACUUCAAUCCAUUUCCGCGGGGAAACAGCUGCCGAUACGCCGUUUCCCAUCCUCUACCUCGCCGACACAGUGGCCAUCCCAACGCGCUUCUUCCUGCAUCCGCUCAGGUACCUCCAUGAACCUCCCGAAGCGUCCAGUUGCGAAGAUGCGCCUCUGGUGCAGGAACUGGCGCACAUUGCCAACUCUGUGAUAAAGUCCGGCAGCAAUUUGGUGCUGGGUCCGCAUCUGCAGGAGCUCAUCUCACCGGACAUCUACACCAAUCGUCCACACAAUCUCGAGGCCAUCGUGACGCUGGAAUCUCUGCGUUCGCAUGCUCUGGACAGUGAGCAGGAUGUCUGGGGCAAUAGCCAUGACAUGAUGCUGCCUGCCAUGAGGAUCUGCAGUGGCGUCAAUGUUCUUCUGGCCAGUGCUCAUCGGCGCAAGCCAAAGUCCCGCGAAGAGUACUACCUGGCCCUUCAGAGCUACCUCACGAGCGCCAUCUGGCUCAAGACCUUCCACAGCACCCCCUUCGAGACACUCCUGUACUCCGUCCUCGGCCACACUGUUGGUCUCCGGUAAGGUCCGGAGAGUGCCAUCCAACAGGCAGCACCAAAGUCACAACUCCAGGGAAACAUCUUGGAACUUGGUGGAGCAAUCUCUCUCCGGAGGGAAAUGUUGAUUUUUCUUUUCUUCUCUUCUCAAAUGAAUCAAAAUGGAAUUCAAAUGUGCCUUCGAGAUUAUACCAAAAAUAAGAUAAAUAAAGCGUCAAAUCACUAUCGUUUAA